This is a messenger RNA of Porites evermanni, 906 nucleotides long. NCBI's taxonomy places the organism in Eukaryota, Metazoa, Cnidaria, Anthozoa, Scleractinia, Poritidae. The record is from the annotation of a GenBank genome assembly.
AUGAAUCCGCCCCCCUGGCGACGAAAUGGAAGUCUAAAAGAGAUUUUAGACAACGAAGAUCAUUUUAUGGAUUUAAAAGAGAGUUUGAAUUAUCUUCUGCAAAGUGAAUUAACGCCUAAAGGUGGCAGGCGUAACUUUACAUUCGUAGCGGAAUUCUCUUUGGACGAGAAUGAACUAAAGAAAGAAAAGGAGGGCAACACUCCUUGCGUAUCAGUAAUGGACGAAAAGAUAUCAAAAGAUCGGACUAAGAGGAAUCUACCUGAAGGAACUCGAAAGAGAUGGACAAAGGCCGCUGUGUGGGUGACAGUGAUUUGCAUUUUGCUUUCUUUUAGCUUCGCAAUCGCUUCCUUCGUGUCUUCUGGAGAGUACGACAGCUCUUCAGCUCUUGCAUUGGCCUUCGAUGCUGCAAACGCUCUUUUGUGUUCUCUUGUUUUACUCUGGAGACUUCACGGCACCGAAAAUGGCAGUUUGGGACAGAUGAGAGAAAGAAUAACCUGUUUAACCUUUGCCGCGUCGUUUAUAUUGUGCGGAAUGUUGACAACUGGUUUGUCGCUUAAAAGAAUUAUCGCAAGGCUCCAUCCAAAAAAAUCCUUUUGCCUAGCCGCCAUUUUGUCAACUGGUUGUACGCUGUAUUUCUUGCUGUCAGCACUGCAGUUUUGGAUAGCUAAAAAACUGCGCAGUUCAGCAAUGCUGGGGAGUUCAAUUGACUCAGGAUUGUCUGCUGCUCUCAUGUUUGGACUCCUUAUCAGUGACUGUACAUACGUUUUUGCCCAUACGGACCUCUGGUAUCUGGAUCAUUCUAUGGCGAUUAUAAUGUCACUGGUAUCUGUGUUAGCUGGAAUACAGAUUCUUGUAGAGGUUUUAGUUUAUAAAGCUCUUCCUUUAGAUGUGUUUAGCAAACGGUAA